CCUGUGUUUGCCUUUAGCUCGUUUUAUUAUGGUAUAGUAUUUUAGUCUAAAUUUUUAAUCACCAGAGAGUGCAGGACCAUAGCAUAAUUUUUAACCUUCGGCAUGGUUUGAUGACUUCUCACUUAUUAGUUACUUAUUAGGUACCGAAUUCUUGUUAUGUGUAAUACCGCUUGUAUGAGUUUAUCAUUUUUUCUGUAUUAUGAAUUGCAUUUUAAUUCAUGGACAAAUAUUCUCAAGUACUAAUCCAGCCAAUAGUAUUACCAAGUUGAUAAUCCCCACUUGUACUUUUAGUUUGUGUACUCAACCUCUUAUAAUAAAAGGGCUGUUGAUUAUUAGAUAUUUGGAUAUGUCGGCUCAUACAAGUAUUCUUGCUGAAUAGAAAUGGAACUAUGUUACACUACCAUAUCUUAGAUUAUGUGUUAUAUUUUGGAUAUUUGAUUACCUACUUAUUAUUAUUUUUUUAUAUUAUUUUUAUACCAUGUAAGUAUUGGAUUUGCCAUAUUGGAAAGAUGGGGUUUUUAAUUUGUUAUUGGGUUACGCUAUUGACAUUUGUCACGGACAUGUUAGAUACUUUACAAUAAUUCAGAUCCUUAUUUUCUCCACAGUAUAAUUCUGGAAUGAGUUUGGAAUUUUGGUUUAUAGAUGAAUUCUUGAGUCUUUCAUAUUUCUUCUUAUGAACUAGUCUGUUAAUGCUCAAAGUUGGUGAAUACGUGGGUUCGAAAUUCAGCAACUGAUCACUGCUAUCCGAUUUCGUAAUCCAUGUCUUUCAUGGUUGAGUAUGCGGAUGUUUAUGCAUGAUAAUAUUUCCGGUCGGGAAACGGUGCGCAACAUUUCCUAACCAUUCUUGUGUAAUUAGUCCAGAUAUUCCAGGCACGUUUUCACACGAUAAUAGGGAAGUUUAGUUUGCUUAUUUUAUGUCUCUUAGUUCAUAGUAUAUUGAUGCUUUGAUUAUCCAUAUACGUAGAGUCGUAAUGUUAGUGAUCAACCCGUCGGGACAAAUUAUUGAUUUUCUUUUUAGUAGAUUCCCUCUUCUAUCCUCAGGCAUUAGUUGUUGCUUAGAUUCAGGAAUAUCUCCUGGAUAAUCCUAUGUAUGUUCAAAUGAAUAUACAGUCUUAUAAAAAAAAUUGGGAGCUCGUUCCCGUCAUAUUUUGUAUUUACCAUAGAGUCAUAGUACUUAUAAGUUACCCUUCAUUUUUAUUAUUUAGUUUAGAUAGGCUCAUAUUACCGAAUGAGGGAAGAUGUAGAGCUAAUUUAGUUAUUUAUUUAGUAUUAGUGGGAAUUGGUCCAUAAAUUUUCCUGAUCGUUCUUCUUUGGAUAUGCUCUUAUAAAUCUGGUGUCCAUUGAUAGUCCGAUUUUGGAUUGAGUGUCCAAUUCCACAUUUAGUUUGGUUAAUGUGUUUGGAUUCGUUUGGUAUGUUUACUAUUUGUAUUAUUCGGUACUGGUGAGAAUUGUUCCAUAAAUCUUCCUGAUUGUUCUUCUCUGGAUAUGCCAUUACAAAUCUGGUGUCCAUUGUUAUUCCAAUUUUGGAUUGAGUGUUCGAUUAUUCUUCACUAAUUUUAGUUAUUGAUUUAUUUGGUGACUUUAGUAUAUUUACUUGCGUUAGGGUAUGAAUUGGCUCACACCUUUGCCUGGUUGUUCGUCCUUGGAUAUACCCUUUAUAAAUCUGAUGUCCAGGGAUAGUACAACUUUGGAUUUGCUGCCAAUUCGACACUUAUUUGUCAUUAUAAAUUAAAUCUCAUCUGUAGGUUGUUUGGCUUUUAAGAAAAAAAAAAAAAACCAGUCACGUUUACUAGGACUUCGGGUCAUCUUUUGCAAUUCCUGUUAGUUGCUGCAGUGACCAUCCUGCUUUCCCUUGAUUAUUAGUUGUGAUUAUUUGUAAUCUUGCGAAUCAACGGGGAAUGAUACACUAAGUACUACUACUUUAGUUUAAUAUGUGAAAAAAAAAAAUUUUUUAAUUAAAAUUUUUUUUUCUCGUGGUCAAAAGGGAAUGUGACGUUCCGCCCCUUAUAGAAUCCAUUAUUGAUGGGAAGAUAUUAUUUCAUUAUUUUUAGAAUUAUUUUCUUUCAAUGGUUAUUAAAAUAUAACAUAACACCAUCACAGAAUUUUAAAUGCUUGUGACGUCACAUUUUAAGUGUGGCAACAUUGGUUUGCUUGCGUUUGACAGCGUAUCGAUGGGAGAGGGGAAUUGAAUUGCCCACGGAGAUCGUCAGCCAGCUAACGAGAGGGCAUUGGCUUUCUAGAAGUGUGUCGGAGUGGCAGGUCGGUAGCUUGAUAUUUUACCCACAAUUUCAAGAUCCAAAUUAUAAUUAAAGAUUGAAUCCAUCCAGCAUUAGGGAAUAUAAAGUUAUUAGUGAAUACGAAGUUGAAGAAUUUGAAUGCAGAUUUAAAAUGAGUUCCGGCCUGAUUCUCCCAAUGUUGGACCAAAUUCCUUUCUUACAUAUUUAGUUUCUCUAAGUAUGGUGAAACCGCCGGGUUCUGAAUAUAUAGAUAAUAGAGCAUCUAGACACUCAACACGUGGAUAUGGUAAUAGAAAUCAACUAAUCAAUUUAGAAACUACUGGUCCAUUCAAAACAUGGUACUACUGGAAUGUGUUAGAUUUCGCUUAUCCCAGUGAAACUGAUAGAGAUAUUGCCAUACAGAAUGAGGAUUUUAUUCCAAAAAACAAUCUUCCAUUAGGUGUGGAGGUAUAUGGAAACCGAAUAUUUGUAUCUAUGCCAAAAUGGAAGCCGGGCGUACCGGCAACUUUGGCAGUGAUACCAAGAGUUCCAAAAGAACCGUCGCCGAAGUUAGUACCUUAUCCAAACUGGGAAUGGCACACCUCAGGAGGAUGCGAAAGCAUCACUUCCGUUUUCAGAGUUGAUGCUGACACCUGUGGCCGACUCUGGGUUUUGGACAGCGGCCUUAUACACGUCACAGUGAAACCUCAGCAAGUUUGUCCUCCAAAAAUACUGGUUUUUGACUUAAAAUCUGACGAGUUAUUAGUGAAAUAUGAGCUACCAGAAGAGUUUAUCAAGCAAGAUAGUUUGUACUCAAAUAUAAUUGUUGAUGUACGAGAUGACUGUGACAAUGUGUAUGCCUACCUUGCCGAUGUUUGGAGAUACGGAAUUGUAGUUUUCAGCUUAACUAAGAUGCGCUCAUGGAGGGUUACUGAUCAUUUAUUUUAUCCUGAGCCUUUAGCAGCUGCAUAUAAGGUUCAUCAUUUAGACUUUGAAUGGACCGACGGAAUAUUUGGAAUGUCUCUUAGUCCGUACAAUCCUAGACAACCAGACAGAAUACUCUACUUCAAUCCAAUGUCCAGUUUUAGAGAAUUUUAUGUUCAGACAUCAGUAAUUCGCAACGAAACUGGUUGGUCAAAAAUAAAAGAUGCCUUCAGGGUGAUCGGUCAAAGCAGAGGAAAAUCAGGACAUAUGUCCGCUUCAAGGAUUUCUAAAAAUGGUAUAAUGUUUUACAACCUAGUAACAAGAGAUUCAGUGGGAUGUUGGGAUAUAAGGAAGCCGUACAAGAGAUCAAACUUGGGAGUAGUAGCUCAAGAUCCGGAAACGAUGGUAUUUCCAAACGAUCUUAAAAUUGACAAAGAGCGAAGACAAAGCGUUUGGGUGAUAAGUAACAAGCUGCCAUUUUACCUUUAUGAAGGACUAGAUCCCAAUAAUAUUAAUUUUAGAAUUAUGUCAGCAUAUGUAGAUGAAGCCUCUAAAAAUACUAUUUGUGAUCCUAACUUUAGUUAUUACGAUACGUACAAUGAGUAUUUCAACGACGAAGAUUGUUACUAAUUAUUUGUAUUAUAAUCUUACAAUAUUACUUAUUUGUAAAUAUAUUACAUAUUUUCUCUAGGCAAA
Diabrotica virgifera virgifera (western corn rootworm) is the source of this 3836-nucleotide messenger RNA. Its product is annotated as protein yellow. The record is from RefSeq and is a predicted model, not a curated record. The transcript is spliced from 6 exons. Gene Ontology annotation, cellular component: extracellular region. The coding region runs from base 2457 to 3770 and encodes 437 amino acids. Lineage: Eukaryota; Metazoa; Arthropoda; Insecta; Coleoptera; Chrysomelidae.